Molecule: messenger RNA, 1831 nt
Organism: Musca domestica (house fly)
Lineage: Eukaryota; Metazoa; Arthropoda; Insecta; Diptera; Muscidae
Product: maltase A1-like
Exons: 2
Coding region: 39-1814 (591 amino acids)
Biological process (GO): carbohydrate metabolic process
Source: RefSeq, a predicted model, not a curated record
CCCCUUCAGAGGUGGCGAGAAGCGUUAGUCUAAUAAAAAUGUUCCAACGAUUGGUGGUGCGCUAUAUCAUCGCCGCGCUGCUGGCAUUGAUGGCUGGGCCAUCCCAGCAAUGCAAGGAUCCCACUGUAGCCGAGGUGACCAAAGAAUGGUGGCAAACGGCCCAAUUUUAUCAAAUCUACCCCAGAUCCUUUAAGGAUUCCGAUGGUGAUGGCAUUGGUGAUUUGAAGGGCAUCACCUCCAAACUGGAGUAUCUCAAGGAUAUUGGGGUGACAGCGGCCUGGCUUUCGCCCAUUUUUGCCUCACCCAUGGUCGAUUUCGGCUAUGACAUCUCCAACUUUUUCGAAAUCCAACCAGAGUAUGGUACCCUGGAUGAUUUCCGGGAACUAAUUGCCAAGGCCAAGGAAUUGGAUUUGAAAAUAAUUUUGGAUUUUGUUCCGAAUCAUUCGAGCAAUGAAAGUGAGUGGUUCAAGAAAUCGGUGAAUCGUGAGCGGGGCUAUGAGGAUUUUUAUGUCUGGGCCAAUGCCAAGACAGAUGAGAAGGGUCAGAGGCAACCACCCAGUAAUUGGCUGCAAUCGUUUCGAGGCAGUGCCUGGGAAUGGAAUGACCAAAGGCAACAAUAUUAUCUUCACCAAUUUACGGUCCAACAGCCGGAUUUGAAUUAUCGCAACCCGGCGGUGGUGGAGCAAAUGAAGCGGGUCCUCAGAUAUUGGCUGGAUCAGGGUGUGGCUGGUUUUCGCAUUGAUGCCGUUCCCGUGCUCUUCGAAGUAGAACCCAACGCCGAUGGCAUUUAUCCUGAUGAGGAGGUGAGCGGGGUAACCACUGACAAGGAGGAUAGGACCUAUUUGAAAACCGAUCUCAUAGAAAAUCAACCCGAAACCAUUGACAUGGUCUAUCAGUGGCGUAGGGUAAUGGAUGACCACCAGAGGAUCCAUGGAGGUGAUACCAGGGUGUUGCUUAUCGAAACCUAUGCCCCGGCCUGGUUUACCAUGCAAAUGUACGGCAACUCCAGCACCGAGGGGGCCCAUUUGCCCUUCAAUUUCAAUUUAAUAACCGAAGUGGAUACCGACUUCACAGCCGCAGAUGUGCAAAAAGCUGUCGAUGAUUGGCUCAGUCAAAUGCCCGCCGGGAGGACUGCCAACUGGGUAACCGGUAACCAUGAUCGCCGUAGGGCAGCCAGCCGUUAUGGCCAACGCAAUAUUGAUGCCAUGAAUAUGUUGGUCAUGCUCCUACCCGGAGCCAGUGUCACCUAUCAGGGCGAGGAGCUGGGCAUGACUGACGGGGAAAUAUCUUGGGAGGACACCGUGGAUCCGGCAGCCUGUAAUUCCAGUCCCGAAAUCUAUGAGAAAUUUACCCGCGAUCCCUGUCGCACACCCUUUCAAUGGAGUGCAGAGAAAAAUGCCGGCUUUUCGGAGGGCAGCAAGACAUGGCUACCGCUGGCCGGAGACUAUAAGACGGUUAAUGUGGCAAUGGAAUUGGCGGCAGAUAAAUCACAUUUGAAAAUCUACAAGGAGUUGGUGAAGAUGAGGAAGACUUCAAAGACCCUGCAGCAGGGAGCAUAUAAAUACAAAGCCCUCGAUGAGGGGGUGUUUGUGCUGAAGAGAUACUUGUCGGGAGAAGACACCCUCGUUUUGGUGGCCAACUUUGGUGAGGCCACCAAAAAUGCAAAUUUAUUGGAUAAUUUCGACUCUACCCUGCCCACAUCCAUGAGCGUGGUAUUGAGCAGCUCAAAUUCCAACAAAUAUUCGGGUAUACCCAUAUCGGCGAAAUUGUUGUCUUUGGAGGCAGGAGAAGCCCUGGUAUUGAAGGGAAAUUAAUUUUGGGAUGAACUAAA